Messenger RNA from Drosophila busckii, 672 nucleotides. Its product is annotated as CG1690. The record is from RefSeq and is a predicted model, not a curated record. The transcript has 2 exons. The coding region runs from base 118 to 468 and encodes 116 amino acids. Lineage: Eukaryota; Metazoa; Arthropoda; Insecta; Diptera; Drosophilidae.
AUUGUUGUAAAAAAUUCCAAGAAAAACGAAAAACUAUAUUGAAAGCAAACGCCGAAUAAAACUUACCAUUUGGCAAUUAAAUUAUUUGUACAAAUCGACAAGAAAUUUCUAAAAACAAUGGACGCCAAUAAGGAUCAAGGCCUGGUAAUCAAAAUGGCACAGAAGAACAAGGAAACGCAAACUGUUAAGCAGACUGGCAAUUGGUUUGGCGGACUGCCGCCGAAUGCAGCUGGCGGACCGGGCGGCUAUCAAAUGCCUGCAUUUAGUCGCAUUAGCUGGCAGUUUUACAAGGAUCGCGAGGAGGAGCUCUAUCGACGCGCCUGCCAGCUGAAGGGCAUACGCGUGCGACGCGAGGAGGAGGACGAUCUGAUGGGCUCCGAGGAGGAGCCGCUGAAAGCGCAUUACCGCUACACGCUGGACGAGAUGAAGAGCUACAAUCCCUAUCGUUUUAUCAACUUGAAAUUGUAAACGCACACACACACACACACGUUUACUAUAGUUCGUAGGCAUUAGCAACAAAAACAAAACACAGACACUUAAUUUUAUACAGAGUACAAAGUACAGAUCGCAUAACAGACCGUUGUUUGCCGUUGGUACAGAUAUUAUAUAUUAUACUAUAUAUAAGACGCUUGCACAAUUUCAUGUUCACAACACAAUACACACAUACACAAU